Poecilia latipinna (sailfin molly) is the source of this 1414-nucleotide messenger RNA. RefSeq names its product tubulin polymerization promoting protein (gene tppp). Gene Ontology annotation, cellular component: microtubule. The record is from RefSeq and is a predicted model, not a curated record. The transcript has 5 exons. NCBI's taxonomy places the organism in Eukaryota, Metazoa, Chordata, Actinopteri, Cyprinodontiformes, Poeciliidae. Gene Ontology annotation, biological process: positive regulation of protein polymerization; microtubule polymerization; microtubule bundle formation. Gene Ontology annotation, molecular function: tubulin binding. Bases 300 to 1013 code for a protein of 237 amino acids.
GUGUCCAUAGCUAUAAAUGCCAUUAUUCAUACACAUUAAUAAUCUCUUCUGUUUUCUCUUAUAAUGAGUGGCUUAAUAUAAUGGCAUUAUGCGCUGUUAGUGUGUGGCCGUUGAAAACGUGAACUUUUCUGAGUAUUUAAGUAUCAUGUGUACUUAGUGAGGUCACAGUUGAGACUGUGGGUCACUUGGUCGUGGAGACAAAGCCCUUCGCUUUUGCCACGGCCUCCCAGGGCACAAGAAGAACACAAAAAUCAUCUAAUACAAGCAUUUCACAGAAGGACUCAAAUUCCUAUUCAACCAUGGGAGACCAGAAAGACAACAUAGACGACUUUAAAGUCCAGACAGCCAAGCACCCCAACAUGAGCGCCGUCCCUCUACGGCCACACAGCGAACACUCUAAAGACCGAACAUCCAAAAGGCUUUCGACGGAGUCUAAUGGGACCAGUGAUGGAGGUAUGGGCUCGUCCACACCGGUGGAGAUCACCGCUCUGGAAGAGUCCUUUCGACGCUUUGCCAUCCACGGUGACACUCGCGCUACCGGCAAGGACAUGCACGGCAAGAACUGGUCCAAACUCUGUAAAGACUGCGGUGUGAUCGAUGGGAAAAACGUCACCCUCACUGAUGUUGACAUCGUUUUCAGCAAAGUCAAGAAGAAAUCCUGUCGAACCAUCACGUUCGAGGAAUUCAAAGUGGCACUCGGAGAGCUGGCUCGGAAGAAAUACAAAGAAAAGACUGGAGAGGAUGCCGAGGCUGAGGUCUUCAAGCUGAUUGAGGGGAAGGCGCCGGUCAUUGCAGGAGUCACGAGAGCUGUGGCCUCGCCCACGGUGAGCCGCCUCACAGACACCACCAAGUUCACGGGCUCGCACAAGGAGCGUUUCGACCAGACCGGCCGAGGGAAGGGGAAGGCCGGCCGGGUGGACCUCGUCGACACUUCGGGAUACGUAUCGGGAUACAAACAUCGAGGGACGUACGAAAAGAAAGUGAACAAACCCACCGAUGGCCGACCCAUGUGAAGGCAAAACAUUUCCUCGACCGCUUAAGAUGAUUUUCUACAGAGUACUCCUAGAAAGCACAAAAGAAUACAAGCUCAUACAUUUCCCAGCCCGUUUGUUUUUAUGUGUACGUCUGUGUGUAAGAGAGAUUUAAAGAAAAAAAAAAAAGAAAAAAAGAAAGAUGGUUUUUAAACUAUUCUCUUUGUGUGAGAACUGGAAAACUGUUUACAUGUAUUUUUACGAAGUCAUCACCAGCUGGUACAUUCCUGUCUGAUAGCGAGUUACUGCCAAACACUGAGAAGAACCAAUGAGAGGAACUGCUAGAGCCUCUUACGAUAGGGCCCCUUAAUAUUUAACAAGCACAAUGAACAGAGUGCCAAGAACAAAAACAGAACAGUUUGAUUUAAAAAAAAAAAAAAAAA